CCAACGAUCGCCGUGAUGUCGACGGCGCCGUCGCCGGUGGGAGUAGCGGUGUCGGCGGAGGUGGAGGCCGCGCUCGCGAGCGGAGGGGCGGUCGUGGCGCUCGAGUCCACCAUCAUCUCCCACGGCAUGCCCUACCCGAAGAACCUGCAGACGGCCAUGGAGGUGGAGGCCAUCGUCAGGGAGAACGGCGCCGUCCCUGCCACCAUAGCCAUUCUGGAUGGCGUGCCACAUGUUGGGCUUAACAGCCAACAGCUCAAGAGACUGGCGAUAAGCGGAACACAGUUUCAGAAGACAGCACGCAGAGAUAUCGCACAAGUUGUUGCCUCUGGUGGCAAUGGAGCUACGACGGUUUCUGCCACUAUGUUUUUUGCUCAAAAGGUAGGAAUACCAAUAUUUGUGACUGGAGGGAUCGGAGGCGUGCACAGACAUGGUGAAAAGACCAUGGACAUCUCCUCUGACUUAACUGAACUUGGGAAAACUCCGGUAGCUGUUAUUUCAGCCGGUGUAAAGUCCAUUUUGGACAUAUCACGGACACUCGAGUACUUGGAAACUCAAGGGGUAACAGUUGCUGCUUACCAAACCAACGAAUUUCCUGCUUUCUUCACGGACACCAGUGGAUGUAAGGCACCAUGCCGCGUUGAUUCCCCAGAAGAGUGCGCCAAGAUAAUAGAUGCAAACAAGAAUAUGCAUCUCGAAUCUGGGAUUCUCAUUGCAGUGCCAAUUCCUAAGCAGCAUGCAGCUUCAGGAAAAAUUAUAGAGUCUGCAAUGCAGCAAGCCCUUAAGGAAGCAGAUGAUAAAAAGAUAACAGGAAAUGCAAUCACCCCCUUCAUCCUUGACAGAGUGAAAGUACUAACUGGAGGAUCUUCGUUGGAAGCCAAUAUUGCACUUGUAAAGAACAAUGCUCUUACUGGCGCUCAAAUUGCUGUAGCCCUUUCUGAUCUCCGGAAGAGAGCAACAAAACGGUCUGUGAGGUCUGCACUAUGAAGGUCUUGCUGAAGGAGUUUGUGAAGUUGAUGAUGCCAGCAGUUGAGCGGAGCUGGACGGCCACCUCUGAAGCCAAGGCUACCAAUUCCUCACACACCGUAUAUCAUCUGCCUCGCCGUGGUUUUCGGAUUUGCACAUCCUGUUAUUGCUUGUAAAAGCUUUUCCUUGUACCUUAACAACUGGAUAAAGAUAUUUACCGGGUUUGCCAUGGUUUGCACGAGUUCAACAGAUUAAGAACAAAUGCCGGCAAUUCAGCUAAAUACUGUCAGGUGGUAUUUUGGCCGGUGUUACCGGCAACAUUAA
Lolium rigidum is the source of this 1287-nucleotide messenger RNA. Its product is annotated as pseudouridine-5'-phosphate glycosidase. The transcript is spliced from 12 exons. NCBI's taxonomy places the organism in Eukaryota, Viridiplantae, Streptophyta, Magnoliopsida, Poales, Poaceae. The coding region runs from base 16 to 984 and encodes 322 amino acids. Gene Ontology annotation, molecular function: pseudouridylate synthase activity. The record is from RefSeq and is a predicted model, not a curated record.